Messenger RNA from Chara braunii, 3359 nucleotides. Lineage: Eukaryota; Viridiplantae; Streptophyta; Charophyceae; Charales; Characeae. The record is from the annotation of a GenBank genome assembly.
CCGCACGGUUUGUCGAGAUUCACACACUCUUGGGGCCUGAGAUUGAUCUACCAUAGCCGACAAUGAAGGUCACAUGUUGCUUCAACUACCAUCAUAAUGAGGAAAAACGCAGUAGCAUGUCGGUUAAUAGUUGCGGAUGCAGUGGAGGUGUGCGGUUACAGAUAAUGAUGCUAGCAGGAGCUGUGGUAGGACUUGUGAUCUAUCUUACGAUUGCUAACUGCAGACACAGCUCAUUCGCUAUUCAAGUUGACUCCUUACCCUCACUGGUCGAUUGCAGUCGCUCGUCAUCAUCCACAUUCUUAUCAUCAUCGCCAUCAUUGUCUUGGCCAUCGUCAUYGUUMUCCUCCUCCUCCUCCCCCUCCUCCUCCUCUUCAUCAUCAUCAUCAUCAUUGGGCGGGCAAGAGCUACGCGAUCAAACCGACGAGUCAGAAGGCGAACGGCGCUCUCCCUUCUUCCAAGGUGAACGGCGCUCUCCCUCCUUCCAACGCCAACGGCAAUCUCCCUCCGUCCAGAGAGGACUGCGCCUGGGCAGGCGCAUCAACAAAGAGUCGCGCCAGCCAACUUUCGAAGUCGAUGCGGAUUUCCUGUCAGUCCAAGGCAAUCUAAUCGACAACCUAUCUGACGACGGCUUUCAGGAUCGCUGGUGGUUGACCAUCGGUGACGUGUUGGACACGAAUGAGGGCAGCAGCGGUUCGACGCCCCAGAGUCCCGUCGUGAGGCGGUUUGCUGGGCCCUGGUUUCCUGAGAACCUUCCCCGGAAUGCGUCCGUCGUCCCUGGCGACGCCGAGCGAAGUUCACCAAUUUCCGUUUCCUCGGACGCGGUGGUAAUCCCUGAUGACAGGGAGCGAACUCCAGGGCUGAAUUUCUCAAGAGCGCUAGCCAUACUCGAAGAUAUUCGGAGUCCUAGUGGUAGUCUUGACGCCAGCGGCGGUAGCGGCGGUAGGCACAUGUUGUACGGAGGAGGGAGUGUGUUGUACGUAGCAGAUUCGCUGAACUCCGCGCUGCGGGCGUUCUCUCUCGAAAAUACCGAACGGAUUUCGGCUGCCCCGCCUCCUCCUCCUGCUACUUCUCCUCCUCCUUCUCCUCCUCCUCCUCCUUCCGCGGUUGUUAAUUACAGCAGCGUCACCGGAAAUGAAACCAUCCUCUCGCUGGCGAUAGAUUCGAAGCGCCGCAUCUUGUACGCAACUUCGCGCAGCUACCUUUAUCGGAUGAACCUGCCAAGGAACAGCAGCAGCGGAGAGAGGCCAAGCUCGGCCCUGGAGCGUUGGAUCGGUCCGUUCUUUUACGAUGGUCGGAGUCAAACUAACGAGAGCUUCUUCAAUCCGUACAUCAGCUCGUCAGCCAUCUCUAGCGACGGAUUAACUAUGUACGUAGCUGACAGAGAGAAUCUGAAAAUCCAGCGCGUUCGCACGGACACGGGAGCGGUGGAGACCAUCGCCGGAGGAGGAUCCCGAGAAGAUGCUCUGCAGCCACUCCAGGCGAAAUUCCUACGCCCCCAAGGGCUUGCUCUCACGGGCGACGGCUGUAACUUGUUCUUUUCCGAGUUUGGCGGCGGCAGAAUCGGACUAAUCACUUUUGCUCAGAGUGGUGGUCGGGCUGUCAGAGUGCAGACCGUUGGUUGGUACACUCGCAUUCCCUGGGUUGUUUUCAAUCUGUUCGGAUUAGACAUCUCGCCCAAUGACGGUGAGCUAUUCGUUGGAUCGCAUAAUCGGCAUUUAUUCCAACUUGCGAUUAAGAAGUCGGCGCUUCAUAGCUGCCGUCCCUCCUCCUCCUCACUUUCCAGCGCAUUCCCUCUGAAGGCCGUUGUGGUGGCUUUGGUUGUGUUCGUGCUUACCCUCCUCCUUUUCGGUGCUGCAUUUUCCUGCUGCCGCCGACGCGCUCAACUGGGGCGGCGGCAGUUUUCGAAGUUGGACUCUGCCAGGAGCACCCAGCUCGUUCUCCCGAUAAGGGCCGCUGGUUUGAGCGUAUAUUCUGAAGAAGAGAUGGCGGCCGCUUGCGACGGCUUCAGCGCGGCGCGGUUGGUGGGAAGGGGAGGCGCGGCGGAGGUUUACAAGGGCGUGCUGCGUAGCGGGCAGGUCGUGGCCGUCAAGAAGCUCAAGGGAGAGUUCUCGGAGGCUAAGUUCCGACAGUUUAAAGCGGAGCUUGAUGUGCUCGCGGGGCUUAAGCACACCCACCUCUGCAGCAUUAUCGGCUGUUGUGUCCGAAGUAGCUCACCGUUGAUUGUAUAUGACCCGUUCGUGGAGGGGGGCACGCUGUACGAUCGCCUGCAUCCCGCGCCCCUCCAGAGGUCCACCAGAGUCGAUGUCCCCGCGCAGUUGGAUGAGCGCGCGGAGAUAGUGAGUCAGGCUAGUGGCGAUGGAAGCUCGGGCACGCUGACAGAGAACUCCACGCGCAGUGGUGGCUCCGGUGAUGCUAACGGAGGAUUAGCCUUUCAGUCGCAGCGGGGAGUCUUAAGCUGGCAGGAUCGCGUGGCCAUAGCCGUGCAGAUAUCGAGCGCCCUUCGGUACUUGCACGAUGAAGUGGACCCUCCUAUCAUCCACAGGGACAUCAAGAGCAACAACGUGCUAUUGGAGGACGUCUAUCACGGCGGUUUCGCCGCGGGGGUGAGGGCGUACUUGUCGGACUUCGGAUUGGCAAAGCGAGGGCAGAGCAUCUUCGGCGCGGUGCCUGCGGGAGAGACAGUGGAGACGUUCCACGUGGCAGGAACGAUCGGGUACAUGGCGCCGGAGUACUACACCUCUUGCAGACUGACAGCCAAGAAUGACGUGUACUCGUUUGGCGUGCUGCUUCUCGAGCUCGUGACGGGUCGGAAAGCGUUUCGACCGGAUCCCGACGGCUCUCAAGAGGAGGGACCACAGACGCUGACUGCCUGGGUGGGCGACAUGAUUGGUGAAAUAGGAAGCAAUCCUCGACCAGAAGGAGGGGCGGCAGACGCUGGCGACACGUGUCACAUGCCGGGGAACGUGGUGGAAGAAGCUUCUGAGAACGGGACCGUAAACACGUCUUCCUCCGGUGAAAGUCACGUUUCAAUGGUAAAGCUGAGUGCGAAACAAAGGGAGAGAGUGAGACAGAUUGCCGAUGAGCGACUGGAGAGCGCUGGUCCGGUGGAGUGGACCGCUGUGUGCGACAUGCUGGAACUGGCAAUGACUUGUGUGUCGCGCCUCCCGGAAUCGAGGCCAAAGAUGCGCGUGGUUAUGGCAGCGUUAUCUCUUAUGAAGCCAGAAGUCUGUCUUCCAAACACUGAUUAUGACUCGGAGUCUUAUCUCCUAGAUUAGUUUUUUUUUUUUUUUUUUUUUUUUUUAAUUUAUUAUUAUUUUUAAUUCCAUGCUAAUUUUCUCUGUAUCGUUCCAAUUUUAACG